Messenger RNA from Oreochromis niloticus (Nile tilapia), 2318 nucleotides. RefSeq names its product microfibril-associated glycoprotein 4. The record is from RefSeq and is a predicted model, not a curated record. Lineage: Eukaryota; Metazoa; Chordata; Actinopteri; Cichliformes; Cichlidae. Gene Ontology annotation, biological process: elastic fiber assembly. The transcript has 6 exons. The coding region runs from base 125 to 844 and encodes 239 amino acids.
GAUGAAACAGUCAGAGUUGCUCAAAUAUAAAAAAGCUGCUUACUCUGGAAACACAUUUGGUUCAGCACUUCACUGGAGAUCUGCAGUGGCUUCUCUUUGGUAACCACUUCAAGCUGGUGAAAGAAUGAUGAUCAGACUUGUGUUUGCAGUGCUGCUCCCUGCAGCAGCUUAUCAAUCCCCUCUGCCCACAGACUGUAGUGACAUCUACAGAGGUGGUGCAGGCGUGGAUGGAGUAUACACCAUCUAUCCAGCUGGCUCCACCUCUCCUGUGCAGGUUUACUGUGACAUGAGCAAAGACGACAUCGACAACUCAGCAGAAAAAUGGACGGUGAUUCAGAGAAGACAAGAUGGCACAGUGAACUUCUUCAAGAAGUGGGAGCACUACAAAACCGGAUUUGGGAGCGCUGCUGGAGAGUACUGGCUGGGCCUGGAGACAAUGCACCUGCUAACCCAAGGCAAGAACUAUGAGCUGAAGGUCGACAUGGAAGAUUUUGAAGGCCAGAAGGUCUUUGCCCAUUACUCCUCCUUCUCUGUUGGCCCAGAGUCAGAUGGAUAUAAGCUAAACCUGGGAAGUUUCAUCAAAGGGGCAGCAGGAGACUCUCUAAGUGGUCACAAUGGAAUGAAAUUCACUACCAUCGACAAUGAUCAAGAUACACAUCCUUCGAACUGUGCCAGGGUGUGCUAUGGAGGAUUCUGGUACAGCGCGUGCUAUGCUGCCAACCCCAAUGCCAUCUACAUGUGGGGACCUUCAACCCGUUUAACUGGCGUGCACUGGAGAACUUUUAAAGGGAUUGAAUACUCCCUAAAAACCAUGGCAAUGAAAAUUAGACCAGCUGCUACAUAAAAACCAACCAAAACACAACAACCUGGAGAACUAGCAAUGUGACUAGAUUUGAAAUAUCUUACAAUUUUGUAAAAUUGUGAAACUUUUGUAUUUAUUAACAUAGGAGGUGUAUCCACAUUAGUUUAUGAUAUUUGCAAGAACAUUAGGACUGUCUUCAUAUCUUACUUACUUUAGUACAUAUGCUUGUUAUGAUAUGAAGCAAAAAUGUUCAAUGUCUAACCAACCAUGAUAGAGAAUCCUGUGAAUAAUCUCUGCUAUGGAUGAGUCCAAAAGUUAUUUACUCUGCAAGUUUCAAGACCCUCACUUCUAAUAAAAUUAUGGACAGAUAAGAAAUCUCUCCAUAAAUUUUUCCAAACAGAAAAAUAAACAAACAAAAUAACAACGGAAAUAUUUGUUUGACCAAAAAGCGCUGAAAACACUGGAUGACAUGUUCCUUCAUGACCACCUAGCGUCACAUACACCACCAGAGAUACUGACAAAAAUCACAAAAUAUGUAUUCAUACGCAACAAAAAACAGUCCCCAGCUGAGUCUAAACUAAGUCUAAUUUGUAAAUCUUGUAUAUCUAUGAUAGGAAACCACAUAGUCAUUGGUUAAUGAAAUGUUGAUCACAAGUCACCGUCAGACCUGGCCCUCCUCAUCACAUCUGGCUUUUUGCAUACAAGAUGGCAACAGCAGAAACACUCAUGUCAAGGCUUCAACAUGGCACUUCAGAAACCAGUGGAUGACGUCAUGGUAAAAGCUACAUCCAUCUUUUAUAGCUCUAGCUGUCUAUAGCUGCAGCCUAAAGCCUGACUUGACGUGAAGACAUUCACAUUGCAUGGAUGCUUUUAAAAGUGAGCUGAAUGCAUAUCUGCUUAGAUGUUAACUUGGGUGUUAUGAGUGAACCUGUUUGGAUUUACACCAUGCUUUUUGUAAUUCUUGAGUCCUGCUUUUACUGGUUACAUGUAGUUUCUUUUUAAUUCUAUUAUUGUAUGCUAUUUAAACACAUUUUGCUUGGCUGUUUAUCGUAUGAAAAACACAAAAGUACAUUUGUGAUAUAUUUAAUGUUUUUUGUUUGUUUGUUUGUUUGUUUGUUUACUUUUGGGGUGAAGAUUUGUCAAGAAAAUAUCAGCCUUUACUUAAAUAGAGGCUAAUUGGAGGUCCAGAGGUGUGCUGCAGUUCAAAAUCCUCAUUUAUCUUAUACUGUGCCCUCCACUGUCUGAAACAAGCUCUUAAUUACUCCUCUUCCAAUUGGCUGCCCUUCAUAGACAGAAAGCUUAAAUAGCAGGUGGGUGGGGCUUCUCUGGUUUCAGUGAAAACUACGUGUCUGAGAUGACAAUAUUAAGGAUUAGCUCUCAUCUUUAACAACACACACAACCAAACUUAGAAAAACAGAGCUUUGACUCACUGGUAUAACUUAUAAAUGCUAACCUUGUUAGUUGAGGUUAUACCCUUAUUUAAAUGCUUAUUAAACACAUUUUUCUUCAGCCUAAA